GAAAAAAAUUGUGAAAUGUCAAGUCUAACCUACAAAUGUUUGGAUUUUGUUGAUUUCUUCAAUAAUUUACGUGUUUGAGUAUGAGAAUGUAUUCACAUCCACUUUUACGAAUUCCCCAACUAAGUCCUUAGUAAAAGGCUACUAUCUCACCUCAAAGUAAUGCCUUGACUGCUGCUACAGAAGAGGCCCCAGAAUGGCAAGAUCUGACACUUUAUGUAACCAGUCCCUACUGGAAGCAGGAGAGCGAGCAUUGGAUCGUACCAUCGGCGAACCCGGAGAUGUCAAGACCCAGUUCGCCACCAGAGAAGGUACCUACCGCCUCAUGACAUUAAGUGAGUAUUCUAGACCAAACAGAGUCGGCUACCAACCUCAGGGACAAACGCCUCCACAAGUACGUGUUUCCUUGGUCACCCUUACCGACCAAGGUGAGCGGAUUUGCUUCAACCAUGGCCGAGAACUCUACGUUUAUGUCUAUAAAGGUAUCAAGAAGGCUGCUGAUUUGAGCAAACCAUUAGAGAAAAAAGUGUACAAAGGAACUAACCCUACUUGCCAUGAUUUCAACUCCACUUCUGCCUCAGCUGAAUGUGUUAGUUUGCUCAUUGGUUUCAGUACUGGCCAAAUACAGCUCAUAGAUCCAGUGAAAAAAGAACUUAGUAAGCUUUUCAAUGAAGAAAGAUUGAUAGAUAAGAGUAGAGUGACAUGUUUGCGCUGGGUGCCUGGCAGUAAGUCACUAUUCCUUGUGGCUCAUUCUUCUGGUCAUUUCUAUGUAUAUAAUGAGGAAUUGCCUUGUGGGUCUGCAGCACCCCACUAUCAACCAUUCAAAGCUGGUGAGGGGUUUUCUGUGAACACUUGCAAAACUAAGUCCACUAGAAAUCCUCUGUUCAGAUGGCUUCUAGGAAAUGGAGCAGCAAUAAAUGAGUUGGAGUUCAGUCCUAAUGGGUCACAACUGGCUGUGGUGUCUCAAGAUGGUUUGCUUAAGAUUUUUCAAUAUGACAGUAUGGAGCUUCUUGGUCAUGCCAGGUCAUACUUUGGUGGGUUGUUAUGUGUGGCAUGGUCAAGAGAUGGAAAAUUAGUAGCAGUAGGUGGAGAAGAUGAUUUAGUAACAGUUUAUUCCAUGGAACAAAAACGGGUAGUUGCUAGAGCACAAGGGCAUAGAUCCUGGGUAUCUUCAGUAGCAUUUGACUGGUAUUUGGACAUAGAGUCUUGUUAUAGGUUAGGUUCAGUAGGACAUGAUACGCAAAUUUGCCUUUGGGAGCUUCCUGAGGAUAACCUAGUUCCUCCUAAACCACGUGUAAAACGUAAACCUGAUCCAUUACAACUAGUGGGCACACCAGCUUGUCCACGUUUGGAUGAGUGUCCAAUUUUGGAACCUUUGGUUUGCAAGAAAGUUGCUCAUGAACGAUUGACAUCACUAGUGUUUAGGGCUGACUGUGUUAUCACUGCUUGUCAAGAUGGGUAUGUUUAUACUUGGGCUAGGCCCCCCACCUAGGAUUUUUUUAAGGCAAACACUUUUUGUAUGAUAUUUUUUGUACUGCAUAGACCUCCCGUUGACCUGUAUAUAUAUAUAUUUGUAUUAAAUGUGAAGUUCCCAAUAUGUACCUUUAUUUUAAAUUAUUUUGUUGUACCUAUCUAUAAUAUAGUAAAAUAAAUCAUUUAUAUUU
Molecule: messenger RNA, 1661 nt
Organism: Phaedon cochleariae (mustard beetle)
Lineage: Eukaryota; Metazoa; Arthropoda; Insecta; Coleoptera; Chrysomelidae
Source: the annotation of a GenBank genome assembly